AUGGAUGAAAUUCGAGAAGGUGUCACUGAACUGCACUGUACUACGACAACAUCGACGCCUGGCGCGACACUGAACGGAAAGUUGAAUAUUCCAUUUCCACGUUCAUCUCCACUGCGGAGUUCGUUGAUCAAGCAUGGUACACGGAGUCGUUCACCGAACUGUAAAAACGUUAGCUUCAGCACUCAAAAUCAAUCGAAACGAGUUUCAAACGUGAAUGACUGUCUGCAAAUUAUGCAACGCGGCACCGAAUUCAUAAAGCUUCGUGCAAACGUUCGUCAGUUUCGAAGACAAUUUAGUCUGGAUGCCGAUCUGGCCUACAUACGAUGGACUCCAACCAACAAAAAACCUCAUAAAGCACGAAUAGCAAUCGAGGCGAUUCGUGAGGUACGAGUUGGUCGAAAUACAGAACUGUUCAGAGCAACUGAAAAUUCAAUCAGCGAUAUGCAGGAGGAAUGUGCGUUUUCGAUUAUUCACGGUGAUGACUACGAAUGUUUGGAUUUAAUCGCACAAACGCCUGAAGAUGCGAACAUUUGGGUGACUGGGCUGAUGGCUCUCACUUCAGGUCAUAAAUGUACGUGCUGUGAUGAUGUGAUGAGGAAAUUUUGCAGUGUUCAAAUUUUUGAUCGUCUGAAUGAUUUCAGGUGGUUGGAAUCGGUGUUCGAUGAGAACGAUAACGAGAAGAACGGUUAUAUCAGUGAUAAUUUUGCAGUCCGCCUUAUCAAGCAAAUAAAUCCCCGUUUACAAAUAAAUCGAAUCAAACACCGCGUCAACGAAGUUAUCGUUCUUCAACCUCACGAAAAUCAUCGAGGUCGAAUAACAAGAGAUCAAUUCGUUGAAAUUUAUAAGGAUGUCUCGACACGGCCUGAGGUCUACUUCCUGAUGGUUCGUUAUGCAAAUAAAGACUACCUCAGUUGUCAGGAUUUGCAGCUCUUCCUUGAGAAUGAACAGGGUAUGAUCGGCGUAACGAGAGAUGUUUGCGAAGCUAUCAUUGAGCAGUACGAGCCGUCACCUGAAGCCAAAGAAAACAACUACAUGACUGUGGAUGGUUUCACAAACUAUUUGCAAUGUGAUGAAUGCGGUUUAUUCGACGUUACACAUCGACGUGUCUGUCACGAGAUGAAUCAUUCGUUUACCAAUUACUUCAUCUCUGCUUCAUAUAAUACUUAUCUGGUCGAGGAUCAAAUCAAGGGACCGUCGAGUAGUGACGGUUAUGUGAGUGCGUUGAAGAGGAACUGCAGGUUCAUCGAAAUUGAUGUUUACGAGCCAUGCGAAGAAGACGGUGAAAUUGAACCCAUGGUACAUAAUGGUGCGACGUCUACUUCUAAACUGACCGUUUCGUCAGCCUUAAAUACCAUAAGCGAAUAUGCCUUUGAGCGAACCAGGUAUCCGUUACUGAUACGUCUCGAAAUACAUUUGAGUAUUAAAUGGCAAUUGAUUCUUGUUGAUUUGCUCAACGCGAUUCUUGCGAAUAAGCUUUAUCGGCCAAAUGACGAUCUCAGUGAUUGGGUUGGUGGUGAUGAAAGACCGACACCGAAAGAUUUUCAAAUGAAGAUCAUUUUAGUGGGUAAACGAUUGAAUGAAUUGAAUGAAGAUAACGGUGAGGUGAGCGAAGAUGACGAGAGUAUACCUCAACAUGAAGGUAAAACCCCGCGAGGUUCCGCUCGUAAGAUGAUCCUUUGCAAGAAGCUUUCCGAUUUGAUGUGUCCUUGGGCUGUGUCAACGAAUCUCAACGAUUUAUCACUUGCAUCGUGUGGACACUUGUCGAAUCGUCGGACCCUUCUGACCAUAUCCGAAACUGAUUGUCUUCGAAUGAUCCACACGUAUGCAAGUGAAUUUACGCAGGUUUCGAAAGAUUUUCUCACGAGAGUCACUCCAAGCUCUAUGAGAGUUGAUUCGUCGAACCUUAAUCCUCAGGAAUUUUGGAACUAUGGAGUUCAGUUAGUUACAUUGAACUACCAAACUCCUGGCCUUAUGAUGGAUUUGCAGUUUUUGAAUCGACGGCACUUCAACGUGGAGCAAAUAGGUUUUGAUUUCAGAUUCUUCAUUUACGGGUUCUUUCCGGGCAACAACUUCCACGACCACGCGGUUCGACCGCAAAAGGAGAUUCCGCAGAUCCGUUCGUUGUCGUCGAGGUGUUUGGUGUACCUGCAGAUUGCGCUGAAGAACGCACCAAAACUAUACGAAAUGACAAAAUUGAGCAAUGUGAAAGGCAAAGUUUGGAUUGCAGGUGUAAAUCCAGCAUUCGAUGAAUCAUUUCAAUUCCAAAUAAGUGUGCCAGAGUUGGCGUUGAUUAGGUUUUUGGUAUUGGACGAUGAUUUCAUUGAUGACGACUUCAUUGGACAGUACACGAUUCCUUUUGAAUGCCUUCAAAGCGGUUCGUUCGUUCAUUUCUCGCGUAUGCACCUUGCAGGAAAUUUUCAACUUCUCAUAUUCACUAUCACAAAUCACAUCCAUACCAUCAAUCUUAUCCGAUAUCACAUAAUUCGUGUAAAUGACACCUAUUUUAGGCCUCAUACCAUUUUCACUUCUGAUAGCAAAGUAAUAAAUGUAAUCAAUGGUGAUUUUGAUAGUGUGGAUAUGGUGAUUGCCUUUCCAUGCUAUUUUAGCUACAGCACUAGCAGUGUAUGCAAUAGAAUGAAAUUAUUGUCAACGUUGCUUUUGCGAACAUUAUUAUCGCUUAUUUGA
Messenger RNA from Anisakis simplex (herring worm), 2685 nucleotides. The record is from the annotation of a GenBank genome assembly. NCBI's taxonomy places the organism in Eukaryota, Metazoa, Nematoda, Chromadorea, Rhabditida, Anisakidae.